Penaeus monodon (black tiger shrimp) is the source of this 1456-nucleotide messenger RNA. RefSeq names its product rho GTPase-activating protein gacJ-like. The record is from RefSeq and is a predicted model, not a curated record. NCBI's taxonomy places the organism in Eukaryota, Metazoa, Arthropoda, Malacostraca, Decapoda, Penaeidae.
GUACAGGCUCCCUCUAAGGUUCACCUAGAAACACCUAUAACAAGCAAGAUUCAAAGCAAAUGCCAAGACGAGACCAAAGCCAUCUUCUCACUCUCGUCUCUGUCACACUCUUACAUGACAGUUGACCAGUGGCUAGCAGGAGUAAAUGAACCUGUGGAGUUGACACCAGAUGUAUUGCCAACUCACAAAAAGCCCAUGAGAGAGCGUCUUCCUCAGCACAUUCAGUCAGAGAAAAGAGAUCUGCAUCUAGUGGAAACUCCCCCUCCAAGGCCAAAGAAUCCAACUCCUGCCAGGGAAACACAGAGGAUGGAAGCUCCCCGUCCGAGGACCCCACCAGCCAGCCAAAGGAAGGCCAUCUCUGUGGAGGCUUGCAUUGUACCAUCCACCCCAAAUGAACCGCAGCUUUCAGAAUAUACCACUUCCCUGUUGUCUCUAAUUAACCGCAAACCUGUACAAGAACAAGAGGAGCCACAGGUGCCACGUGCAAGACAAUUGCAUGCUACAACACCAGAGGAACCAGGCCUGUCAACAUUCACUACCAAGUCACCAAGAGAGGAGAAAAAAGCAGAGAGAGUUUACACUCCAGAGGAGCCAGCACUUUCUUAUAGUGAGAAAAAGUUGGCAUUUGUGAAAGAUUUCAACAAAGAAAACUACACUCCAGAGGAACCUGUUCUCUCCUACAAGAAGCCUCAGAAUGAGAGUGAGAAUCACAAAGAUGAGAGAACUCCUGAGGAGCCUUUCCUCUCAUCUGCACACACUAAAUCUUACUCUCAGAGCAUGUCCAGCUUUCCUUGUGUUAAGAAUAGCUAUGCUGCAAGCCCUUCCUCACCACAACUCUCUAACAUCACCCAAUCAGUUCUAUCCUUUGUCCAAAAUCCAGUGCCUUCCCACAACUCUCAUAGACAGACAGAACAGUACCACAGUCACAGAAACCCUACAGAACCACGAAAGAGUGAAAUGCCCCGUCUUCCUUCCUAUCACAGAAGCAGCAGCCACCCAUACAACUCGGAGCCAGGCAGUUUUUCUCGUUCCAUGAUGGACACACUCGGCUAUCAAACAUCAUUUUCUGAACUGACUGGCAGUCAAGACGAAGCCCCAAAAAGUGCUAAACCAGCUUGGCAGAGGCCAGGAAUGGCUAUGGAGGAGUUCCUGAAGCAAGAUGAUGUUCCUGCUUCACCUCAGCUUUCUGACGUAACCCAACGGAUCUUUGGCCAGACUAGGAGGUGGUGAAUAUUUAGUUUCUCACUGAAAUAAUGCCUGAACAUGCAAAACAGAGAUAAAGAUUUUAACUUCUCUUUAUCAGUAUCACCAAUAAUGUUCCCAUAAUGGGAAAUUUGUAAACUAGUUAUCACUGGAUAAAUCACAUUGACAGAUAUCCCCUUCUCAUUCUUUCUGUUUAUUUGUUUUUCUUCAUACUCAUUGUAAAAUGUCAACAAAUUAAAACUUGUACCUUCAA